Messenger RNA from Diprion similis, 6093 nucleotides. RefSeq names its product zinc finger MIZ domain-containing protein 1 (gene tna). The transcript has 10 exons. Gene Ontology annotation, molecular function: SUMO ligase activity; zinc ion binding. Bases 764 to 3340 code for a protein of 858 amino acids. The record is from RefSeq and is a predicted model, not a curated record. NCBI's taxonomy places the organism in Eukaryota, Metazoa, Arthropoda, Insecta, Hymenoptera, Diprionidae. Gene Ontology annotation, biological process: regulation of transcription by RNA polymerase II; protein sumoylation.
UCAUCGUCGUUGUCCAACCCUAUACGCAACUCGUGGUGUUUCCCUCCCGCCCCCACCUCCACCUCCACCUAAAGUAAAAUAAACUUGGAGACGAAUCGACGAAUCAUUCGUCAAGAAGGCAGAGAAGAGAGGAUCGUUCAAAUCUUAUAUGAUAAGGGAACUUUUCACAGUGCACGGAUUACAGUUCCAGUUCUUUUGACAUAUUCAUUCCGUUCGUUCGUCGUUCCUUCGUACGUUCGAUUGGAUGCAUUUGUAGCACCUACAAUCGGGUGUUACAUUAGUGUGUAUUCUAAACGUUGUUCGGAUCGUUGAUUUAUAUAGUAUUACAUACACUCGGCUGACAGGCGAGCAUCCGAUGUUGAUAACAAUGACAAGGUGAUGCGUAAACGCAACGGCGGCAAGUGGAAAAUCGAUCGUUUUUACUAUCGUGAUGGAUGAUGACAAUUGACACAAUUGUAUGAAAGUUAUGUUGUGUGCUAUGUGACAAGUGUUUGUUCUACCCAAUUUGGAUUAUAACGAUACUUGCGGCUCUACCGGUCGCCCUAAAAACUCGGUGUGGAGGAUAAUGUUCUACUUGCGGAUCGCGAUCGGCCAUUAGGGCGGCCCACGUUGAGGGGAACUUGGUCUCAUUUUACACGGUAUUCUCUUAACGUUAAAAACGGCGGCGAUCGGGGUGGGAGUGCAGCCCGUGUUAUCAUCCGGCUAUCAUAACACGGCGCCAUCCCACAACGGGGGUGGUGGUUCGACGCUAAGCGCCGCGGCGAUGGUGGCAGCGGCUACCGCCACGGCCACCGCCACUGCCAGCGUGGUGGCCAUGCAGGACCGCCAAGACAUCCCCGCACAGUACAACCAGAUGCAGAGCCAACAUGGAAUGGCUCACCAGGCGUACAAUACGGGGUACGCGCAGAGAGGAGCGAUGGCUGGACUCGGACCGGUCGGUAUGAAUAACUUCAACAGCAUGGGUUCCAUGGGACCAAUGCAUACGAUGAAUUCUAUGAAUUCGAUGAACGCGAUGAGUGGUAUGAACACGAUGAACCCGAUGACUAUGGGGGGCAUGAACGGGAUGAACGGUAUGAACGGAAUAAGCCCCAUGAACUCGAUAGCGAACAUGGGUAACAUGGGAAUGAACAACAUGAUGGGACCCAACAAUAUGCAGAUGAACAAGAUGAACAUGCAGGCGCAGACUCAACAAGGUUACCCGAGGAGGUUAGCGCCGUAUCCAAAUCCGGCAAUGCACAUGGCGCAAAAGAGGCAGCAAAAUCCAUACCCAGGACCGAAUCCCGGCGCAAUGCAGCCGGGCUUCAACGGGAUGCCCAAUAAUCAGUAUGCGAACGCGUACGCCGGUAGUCGGCCAAAUUUUCAAUCUCAGUAUCAACCGAUGCAGGGAAUGAAUCCCGGCAACGCUGGCUUCGGACCGAAUUCCAUGAUGCGAGGCACCACCAUGAGACAAGCUACCCCGUCUUACAACCCGGCGGCGCAAGCCAAUCAGUAUUACGCGAAUAGCGGAGUCCCGACCAACAUGGGGCCCACCUCGGUGAACAGCCAAUUUGUCGGCCACCAGCAGACACCUGGUUAUGGUGGUACGUCGCCGUACGCGGCUACCAGCCAGUAUCAACAGGAUGUUGCGACAAUGAGGACGAGCGGUGCCGGAAACAUGAGCUACCAGCAUAGUCCUAUACCUGGGAACCCGACUCCUCCUUUAACUCCUGCUACCAGUAUGACACCUUAUAUCAGCCCCAAUCCAGAUAUAAAGCCGAAUUUUAACGAGAUCAAAUCACCGGUUAAUAUUCAGAAGGACGACGAGCUGAGAUUAACAUUCCCUGUGAGGGAUGGUAUCAUACUUCCACCCUUCCGGCUAGAACAUAAUUUGGCUGUCAGUAACCACGUAUUCCAAUUGAAAACCACCGUUCAUCAGACGCUGAUGUGGCGAUCCGAUCUUGAGCUACAAUUAAAAUGCUUUCACCACGAAGAUAGGCAGAUGAAUACUAAUUGGCCGGCAAGCGUUCAAGUAUCUGUCAAUGCAACGCCGCUGGUUAUUGAUAGAGGGGAAAACAAAACGUCCCACAAACCACUUUACCUUAAAGAUGUCUGUCAGCCUGGGCGGAACACCAUACAGAUCACAGUUUCUGCAUGUUGUUGUUCGCAUCUCUUCGUCCUACAAUUAGUUCAUCGGCCAAGCGUACGAAGCGUUCUACAAGGGCUAUUACGCAAGAGGUUACUACCUGCGGAACAUUGCAUAGCUAAGAUAAAGCGAAACUUCAACAAUACUAUGUCGAAUAACGGUAUGCAAUCUGAGAGAGAUCGAGACGUUGUGGAGCAAACAGCACUGAAGGUAUCAUUGAAAUGUCCUAUUACUUUCAAACGGAUUACGCUACCUGCACGGGGCCAUGAUUGUAAACAUAUACAAUGCUUCGAUUUGGAAUCCUAUCUACAACUAAACUGCGAAAGAGGGUCGUGGCGAUGUCCUGUCUGCAACAAACCUGCACAACUCGAAGGAUUGGAAGUAGAUCAGUACAUGUGGGGUAUUUUAAAUACUACUCUAAAUACGUCGGAGGUAGAAGAGGUAACGAUAGACUCGGCAGCGAGCUGGAAACCUGCUAAGAGUUUAACAGGUAUAAAAUCUGAGGAGGACAACGACUGUAAGAGAAUGAGCAAAGCCAUGUCGCCCGGUAGUAUGAAUAUGCCAACAAUGAACAACUGGGACAUGAAUCAGGCAAUGAGUCCCUACAUCCCACCUGACAUGAACAGCAUCGCUAGUGGAUCUAUGAUGAAUAAUACUCCCCCUGCGUAUGCCAACAAUAAUAUAAAUCAUAGGAAUUCAUCCGGAGGAUCUUACGACAUGAAUUCAGGAACGAAUAGCAGUAGUAAUAACGAUUACUCCAGUGGCGCAGGUCCUCUGUCACAUCUGAGCGACUCCGUCAAUUCUCUUGACCCUCUGAACGCAAUGGAGAAAUCUCUCAACGAUCAGAUGCCACACACACCUCACACGCCACAUACACCCCACACACCUCAUACGCCUGGCGGUGGAAACAGCGGACCACCAAGCGUACCUCCAUCGUCUCAAGAAUCGACUGGAAACCACAAUACUUCCGGAAAUACAAGUACAAACAUCAAUAACGACUCGGCAGACAUACCUUCGGACCUCAACUUCGACCCUGCAGCUGUUAUAGACGGAGAGGGAACCGGGCAAGAGGCAUUGAAUCUAUUGCCUGAUAACGUCGUAGACCCAAUGGAAUUACUCUCAUACUUGGAUCCGCCUGAUCUUAAUACACCACCGAGUAGCGGAGCAAGCAGUGGAAAUCCUUCGUCUAGCGACGACAUACUUGCACUGUUCGAAUAAGACGCCAGUGUAAUGAAUUAAUCACACAUUACGAGAGGGAAUAAUCAAAUUAAAGCCCAAAAAUUUUGGGGAAAGUGACCACCGAGUCCGUAUCUUACUGCAGUACAUUCUUACUGUACGUGGCAAGAAUUUAUGUAGUGAGAAUACAAAUAAAUGGGGUCACUGUGGGUGCUUUCACCUAAACAAUGGUACAAACAAUCUUAGCUCUAAUUGUAAUAUUCCUAUUGAUGAAGUUAGGGCAUAUUAGACGUAGGAUAUUGGACCUCUAUCGAUGGUACCACGCAACAUUAGCGCUCGUGUCUCCGAAGAGCACGGUACAUGGAUUAGAAUUGGCGUAUUAAUCAAGUUUCUUCGUGCUGCAAGAAAAACGAGUGUACAAUAUUCUUUCAUGUGCGAAAGAUUGCAAAUACGUGCAAAGUAAUCCCUGUGCUAUGUUCUUCAAACGAAACGGUCUACUCGCGAUCAAGGCUAUGACGGACCUAUAUCAGAACUUAAGGAUAUAAAAAUGAAACAAAAAACAAGAAAAAAAAAACACUACUGUACAGUAUCUUUUGUAUAUAGGUUUCAAUUCAAAUUAAAUAAGAUAAAAGAUAUUCAUCUGUUGUAAAACCACCUUGCUUAUUGAUGGAUAUAGCGCAUAUAGUGUUCCUUUCCUUUAGAUGAUAAUAGUAACAUGUGGAGACAAGUAAUCUAGGGGCUGACGGGCUAUACACUGUCAACUCUUUCAAGUACCAGUAAAACAAAUUAUCACGAUGUAUCUUUAGAGCUGAAAUGUUGGAAGUCGAUUAACAUAUAAUAAUUCUGAUUAUCGGUUAGAAACAUGUUUUGAAAAACUUGUAGUUACUAUCUGAUCCAAAGACAAAUCCUAAUAAUGAACGCACAUUUUCAGGGUGUCAAGCAUCAAUGACAUAUCAAAUUUCCUGACAUUUUCCAGUUUUCUGGGUGCAAGUAGACAUUUUCCGGGACUUAUUUUAACCUAACUUUAAUAACAAAUUUACUUUUUUCAUGCAAAUUAGUUGAAAAUUAGACAUUACAUGUCUCCAUCGCAGGUUGAAAUAGUCCAAUUUUUCUUGCAAUUUAAUUUUGCUUACACUCGAUUACCAAAUGUAUCGAUAAACACUCCAAUUUUAACAUACUAACGGAAGAUUAGGAUUAGCCAUUGUUUAGAAACAUCGAUCUGAGAGUAUGAACUGUUUUUCGUACUUUUUUAUAUUUUUCAUAAAUUUUACAUGAUGCUUAAUAUCGAUUCAUCAAUUCUUCAAAUUCCUCCAAAUACCAUAUAUUUUGUCCCUUAUACCCUUGUCACACUGACUCCCUCAAUUUUAUCACGUAACGUAAUUUUCUACAUUUCAAAAAAUCGUACACCAGUGAGGAAGAAAAUGCAAAAAUUGGGGGACACAUACCUGUUCCCUGACAAUUCCUGGUUUCCAAAUUUCUUUGACAGCUAAAUACCCUGAAUUUUUUAUAAUCAAUAACGAACCUAAUUUAUUCUCUUUCCAGAAUAGUCUGUUGCGCUUGUGUAACUAGUUCGUGAAGUAAUUGAAAUUUCAAUGAGAAUGUUCGAAAAUACCUUUCGGGUAUAAUUUAUCUUUCUGAUCCCAAUCAGGCUUGAAAAAUUUGCGAUAAAUUGAGGCAGUUGCUCAAGCAAAUAAACGACCAGUAUUACUGUUUUCUACUCAAUGUCUUUUUCGCUCGAUAAACCGAGGUAAUCUGAUUUUAUCGUCACCCUCGAGCUAUCAACUAAAAUCUCCAAAGAUACAUCGAGAAUAAGAGAUUAUAUUUGGGUAUGGCGAUCUUAUUUUCACAAGCUUGCAUCACCGAAAAAAAAAUACUGUAAUGUCUUGAAACGACUCUUACAUGUAUUAUAUCUUCUAAUUGUUGGCAUUUUUUCAGUACAGAGAUUAUACAGUUUAAACUAUACAAACGAUUUUGAGUUAGAUGAAUAUGAUGGUUACAGAAAAAAUGAAUAUAAUUAGUUGGGUUUGAUCAGCUUGUGAAAAUAAAGGCUUUGAAAGUUGUAACUACUAUUCGCACAAACAUUAACGAGAAAUCGAUUUGAAUUUGAAAGUGGAAAAUUGGUCACGUCCCAAAGCUAUGCCUAAAUAUAAAAUAUUGUCAGAGUGGCUCGCAAUCCCCUGCUUGCAUAGUAAUUAUUAUAUUUAUAUUUUUUUGUGAUUAAAGAGAGGAGAUAUACUUAAAGUGAUUCAUGUAGAUUAUACAAAUUUUAUAUAUAAAAAAAAAAAAAAAUAAUAAGAAAUGUAUUUAUAUUAUUACGCGUGACAUGGACGCCCCGAUAAAGAAUUAGAUGCGGUCAAGUUUCUAUUCAUAUAAUAAUAACUAUACAUAUAUAUAAUAAUAACAUUAUGGAGGUUAGUUUUUAAUAUUACUUAUAUUAAGUGCGACUAUUGUAUAUUAUUUGUAUAUAUGACAAAUAGAUUAAUAAUAUAAGCAAAGUGGCAGAUACUUAUUGGCCAGUUAUAACAGUAAAAAAAUGGUUAUCUUAAUUAUUUCUCAGAACCAAAACAUACGAGAAACAACGUAUGGUAUUACCUACCUACUACAUACCCCUAGAAAUGAAAUGAAAUGAAAAAGAGAAAACGAGUAAAAGUAAAUGAAAAUGAAAAUGAAAAAAACUAAUGUGUACAAGACUACAGAUUUUAAUAAUUGUACAGUUUUAAAAACUGUACACCCCUAUUAUUACUGAUAGUAAUAACGGUACUAUUACCUACCCAAUAAAGAUCUAUCUACCUUAA